AUGGGCGACGCCGACAGCAUCACCAUCUCUCUACUACCCGUCUCCCUCUCUCUGUCCAUCUCCCCCCCCCACCUUCCUCAAGUCACCUGCAACGAAGUCGAGGUCAGCCUCUUCGCCGAGCACGACACCCUCCAAGAGUUCCACGACGCCGCACGCAAGGACGCACGCCGUCUGCGCAAGCGACGGUCCCACUCCCCGCGCCCCCCGCAAAAGCGGGUGAGCGAGAUCUGGGAGCCUGUCGAGGUCACUCAGGAGCGGUGGAAGGUCCUCCAGAUCGACUCCCAUUCGGACACACUCGACUCUUCCGGCGCGCGAGUGCACGAGCUCUCUGCACCUCUGGCCGCCGCCGGCAUCUCCAUCCUCUAUCAGUCCUCGUACAUGAGCGAUUUCAUAUUCGUCAAGGAAGCGCGGUUGACGGAAGUGAUGUCCCUUCUGGGAUCGGCGGGAUUCGACCUAUACCUAUCCGAUCCUACCCACCUAACCGCGCAAGUCUCUGCAUUCACCUCACCGUUGAUGUCGCCCGUAGGCAUCGAAGACCAGGCUUUCGACUUCAGCCAUUCGGGGAGGAACAGCUUAGACACCGACGGCGGCAUCGUCUUCACCCGGUCAAGAAGCAACACGAACGGCACCACGAGCAGCUCAGGCUCGCGUUCACGAGGCGGCCUGUCGCAGCGGAUGACUUCGCCAUUGGAGGAUGCCUUUCCUGCAUUGGUUUCCGACGACGCCGUACCCACACUCGCUUCGCCAACGGCAGACUCUCGGCCGUACUCCACGCGUUCGAACUCGCAUUCACCCUCGGCGUGCGACGUGCGGGUGCUGUCUCCCGACAUCACCUACGUUGGUCUGUCCGACGACAGCGCCGAGACCUGGGGACUCAAAAUCGUCAAGCUCGUCGCAUUCCCGGAGCUCAUCAUGGGGAGCGCGAGGGCGUCCGCUCACGACGGCGCACACCCUCCCCGGCGCUACUCGAGCGCUCCCAGAGGAGCACCUCCGGGUGCUGUCUCUGAGCGAAAACGAGGCCGGGAGUGGGAGCGACACCACCACACGCGUCGCGCCAGAGUCUCCAAGAAGGACCCGGCGGACCGCGAGAGCUCCGCGUCUCCGACGUUCGACGCCGAACAGGACACGUCGGUCGACCCUUCCGUGGCGGACGACGACGACGGCGAUGACGAGCAGGAGAGCGGGCGCCCGACUUUACGGCACCUGGACUCCGUCCAAACGGCGCGGCCGCCCGCGCGGGGGAUGUCACUUCGGUCGCGCUCGGUGUCGGUCGCGUCCACAUCGUCGAGCAUCUCGGAGCCGGAGCCGCUCGUGCCCUUUUUCUCGUUCACGCGCACGCAGGAGGGGUCGUCUCUCGCUGCGCCAGUGUCGCUGCUCGCGACGUUGUUCCCAGCCAGCGAGCGGCACAUGGUGAUGUGCUCCCAAGAGCUCGACGUCGUCGACUCGCGCAACGCAUCGCCGGAGCGGUGGGCGGAAGAGGAUCAGGACGGCGACGACGAUGACAACGCGGAUGGAGAGCUGCCUCCUCCGUCGGGUUCGCUCAAGUGUUUGCAGAUCGAUCUGCGCAAAUUCGGUCUGGAGAAACACGGUCUGGUGAAUCGCUUCUCCGAACGCUGGAGGAGAACGGAUCAACCACAUGUACAGUUCGACGUACAAGACGCAAACCUCCUCGUCGACAAGGCCCACGCCAACCGAGCACAGGCGCUCUUGCGUUCAUGCUGA
Molecule: messenger RNA, 1722 nt
Organism: Epithele typhae
Lineage: Eukaryota; Fungi; Basidiomycota; Agaricomycetes; Polyporales; Epitheliaceae
Exons: 7
Coding region: 1-1722 (573 amino acids)
Biological process (GO): cellular response to L-arginine; regulation of intracellular signal transduction
Cellular component (GO): cytosol
Source: RefSeq, a predicted model, not a curated record